AAUUAAUGAGAUUUGUACAUAUCUGCUUAAUUCUUUUAAUAACAAAUGCUACAAAAUUUUUAGAUGAAACCCCAGUUUUUGAAGAGUAGGCAGAAGUUUAAAUUAAAUAUGAUGAACCAAAAUCACUAUUCACAGAAGAAUAAUUUGCUUAAAAUACAGAGUUCUAUUAAAAUAAGAAUGAACCCUUUGAUUACUAAUCUGAAUAGAUCUCACCAUUAUCAACUGUUGAUUAAUAACAAAUUUUAUUAGCUUAUGAAAAGGAUCUCUAACCUGAAGGUGACUGUGUAAUUUUAUAUGCUGAAUGUGAAUUUAAAGGAACAUCUAAAAAAGUAUGCAAUGGUGCAGAAGAAGUAAUGAGCUUCUCACUUCCUGUAUUUUCUAUUUAUAUACCUGAAUUGUAAAUAAACUAUCUAUUUUUAGAGAACAAUUUUCAACAAUCGAUAUAAAUAGUAAUACUUAAGUUACAUUUUUAACAAGCGAUAAAUGUUUAGAACAACCAAUCGUGAUGGCUGAUACUUAAUUAGAUUUUUUUAUAGCAAAAUCAAUGUAAAAUUGGAUAGGAUAAAGCACAGGUAUUAAAUUGUAAAUUUAUAAAAGGAAUAACUCAAUUUAUGUAAUAAGAAUAGGUGAUAGAGUCAGAUAAUACAGAUGUAUAAGUUGAAUAAUAAGAAACUGUAGAUUAAUAAUAAGAUUAAUAGGCAUAAGAAUCAUAGGAUGGAAAUGUUGAGUAGCAAAAUGAUUAAUAAAUUGAAUAAUAAAAUGAAUAAGUUAUUGAACAAUAAGUUGAAUAAUAACCUGAAUAAUAAUAAUAAUAAGAUGAAUAAUAAUAAUAAUAAGAUGAAUAAUAAUAAUAAUAAGAUGAAUAAUAAACAACAGAAUAAUAAUAAGAGACAGAAGUUUAAGAACAAUAAUCUGUACAGAACGAAUAACAAUCUGAUUCAUAAAAUCAAGAAUCUUAAUAAGACUAACAAGAAUAAAUUAAUAAUGCAUAAUUGCCAGAAUAAGAUAACUAAUCUGAAAAUUAAGAGGAGCAAUAAUAAGAGGAUACAACUAUUGAAUAAAAUUAAGAUAAUGAUACAUAAAAUACAGAUCAACCUCAAGAUUAAGUUCAAUAAUAAACAGAAGGAGAAACAUAAAAUCAAUAAUAAGAAUAAUAAAAUGAAGAAUUAUAGGAAAAAUAAUUAGAUGAAAUUGUGGAGACUGUUGAAUAAGUUGUAGAAUAAGUCUAAGAAAAACAAUAGGCUGAAUUGGAGGUUGAAAAUUAAUAAUUAUAAAAAGAGGAAUCAUAAGAACAAUAAUAGACUGAAUAAACAGAAUAAUCUGUUGAUGAUUUACCAUAAAAUUAAGAAACAGAAUAAUAGUAUACUAAAACUGAAACAGCAGAACCACUUGUGGGAUAAUCAUAAUAUACAAAAUGA
Paramecium sonneborni is the source of this 1418-nucleotide messenger RNA. The record is from the annotation of a GenBank genome assembly. NCBI's taxonomy places the organism in Eukaryota, Ciliophora, Oligohymenophorea, Peniculida, Parameciidae.